CAGCUUCACGUACCAAUAUUCAUCUUCGUAACAGAGCACGCCAGCAACCACUGGUCACCAUCACAAGACGUUCGGAAACCUCAGCUAGAAGGCCAUAGUCAGGAUGACAGAGGCCCAGGACAGGUUUCCUCUCCAUACUGCAGCUCGCGAGGGCAAAGUUUCCAUCGCAGAAACCAUACUCAAGACAGAACCCAAGCUUGCUGCACGAGAAGACGAUGACGGCAGGCUUCCCAUACACUGGGCCGCGUCCUCCAACUGCAUUGACAUUGUCAUUCUACUUACGCAGAGUCGUAGCUUUGACCCUGAUGUCCAAGAUGGCAGCGGCUGGACGCCGCUGAUGAUCUCUGCAAGCCUUAAAGACGGCGAAGAUCUCGUCAAUCUACUUCUUCAAAAAGGCGCUGAUGUCAACCUGAAGAGUGACACAGCGGUAGCUUUACUAAAAGCUGGCGCCGUGAUCAAUAAAAAGGACAAUGAUGGGUGUCUACCUUUAGAUCUGGCCCCUGACAAGGAAGUCCGCCGAUUCAUUGAACGCGCUGCCGAGGAGGAGGGCAUAGAGCUAUGAUUUAGCUGAGCUAGCCACAGGAAUAGCAUCCGCACUUAUUAUUAUUCCUUUAUCUAAUUGUGCGCUCUACCAAGUCGCGAUACAUGGCCUUGACAUCCUGCACGUCAGCCCGCAACUCCUCUACUAGCUCGCUCUUCUCCCCGAGUAAUUCUAGUG
Colletotrichum acutatum is the source of this 718-nucleotide messenger RNA. Its product is annotated as ankyrin repeat-containing domain protein. Gene Ontology annotation, cellular component: ciliary inversin compartment. Bases 104 to 562 code for a protein of 152 amino acids. NCBI's taxonomy places the organism in Eukaryota, Fungi, Ascomycota, Sordariomycetes, Glomerellales, Glomerellaceae. The record is from RefSeq and is a predicted model, not a curated record. Gene Ontology annotation, biological process: protein localization to ciliary inversin compartment. The transcript is spliced from 7 exons. Gene Ontology annotation, molecular function: protein binding.